This is a messenger RNA of Adineta ricciae, 2028 nucleotides long. The record is from the annotation of a GenBank genome assembly. NCBI's taxonomy places the organism in Eukaryota, Metazoa, Rotifera, Eurotatoria, Adinetida, Adinetidae.
AUGUCAUUUAAAUUCAAACGAUUUUGUCGGUGGCGAUUAUGUCUUCUUUACAUUCCUUUGCUCUUCAUCUUAUACUUGAUUUUUAACAAUUUGUUUAUCUAUUCACCAUCGAAUCUCCGUUUUGUCGAACUGAACUCGUGUCCAGCAUGCUUUGGCGUCCGUCUUUGCCAUUUAUUCGGAACAAAUGCCGUGCAAUUAACAGGUUGGCAACGUUUUUCCAUAUUCAAUAGUGACCUAUUCAAUGUCAAAAAUAUCUACUAUGGAACAAUGAACAACAAGCGAGUAGUAUUCAAGAAAAUGGCUCAUCAAAGUGAAUGGGUUCUGUUCGAUGAUUGUCAACAAUCACCGUCAUGUUUUCAUUCGACAACAUCUUCUCUAGGCACACUUUUACCUUGUUCGAAUGAUACAUUUGUUUCCAAAUUUAAAAAUGCAUUUCUUCAAUCAACGGACCUCGAUCGACAUGAUAGCCAGAUUUCAUUUGCAACAACUGUCCAAAUGAACCUCGAACCGAUCGUAUUGUCAGGUUUAACUGAGAUUGACUUUCCAUUUCCGGUGUACUAUGGUGCAUGUGGCCGAGUAGGAGUUGUGAGCGAUGAAGGAUCAAAUUUUGUAUCAUAUCUUGACUCACCAUUUCACUUUCGUGCAUAUCUCGUUCGAGAAUUACUCAUUUCGAUGCAUCAAUUAACUGUUAGUAAUGCCGAAAUCAUUCUUUACUAUCCCGAUGUAAAUCUAGAAAAUUUCGUAUACAACAAAAAUGAACGACGUGUGAAGAUAAUUGAUCUCGAAUAUCUGAUUAUUGUCGAACGCGAUUUAUUUCGUAAUGAAGUCGACGCGCAAGAUGUCCGAAAUCACGCAAACAAAUUCUGCAAUACUUAUAUGCCUGAUUAUAAUAUUGAGCAAAUUUGUCGGUACAUUUUAUCACCAUCGCUCGACAUGAAAGGCAAAGAAAUGUCCAGCGAUUUUCUUCAUCAUAUUCCGCCGCAUAUCGACAAGCAAUUAAACUUAUCCCAAACGAUUUUGACGUGUGCACAAACAGAAUCGAAAGAAGAGAGAAUGGCCAUUUCUCAAAUGUCAAAGGAUAGACUUAAAGACCUACGACAAGCUACCUCAUGGCCUCAUGUUGCCUAUGAAGGACUUACAAGACAAUUUUCAAACCAUCAUGAACAGACUUCAGAGCAUAGUAUCAAAAGGCAAGGUACUAAGAUCAGUAUCGAUAAAGAAAGUGGAAUAAGUCAGUUUCUAAAUGAAGCUGAAGUCAUUCGAAAGAUUAUUGAGAGAAUUGAUGGAUUGACACAGCAAGUCAAACAAAUGCAUGUCGACAUGCUUCAACCAACGGCCAGUUCGAAAUUAGGACAAGAACUGGAUGAUAAAAACGAAGAGAUUAAGAACUUAUCAUACGACAUCGCAGCAAAAUUGAAAAAAUUAGAGCAAUCACAAACCCAUCAAACUGAUUACGACAUAACAAGUGCUCAAUGGCGUAUCAGAGAAUCACAAAUAUUUGCAUUAACAAGACAAUUUCGUGAUACAAUGAUCGAAUAUAACAAAGAAGCUGUCUUAUAUCGUGAACGAUGCAAAAAGAUUAUUGCUCGUGAACUUGAAAUAUCUGGAAAUCGCAGAAAUUACGAUGAGUUAGAUGCGAUGCUCGACACUGGUUACCCAGGAACAUUCAGUUUUCCUAUUAUGGUUCAAACACAAAAAGCACAACAAUCGUUAGAUGAAAUCGAAGCGCGUCAUCGUGAUAUAAUGAAACUCGAGAAAUCGAUCAAAGAACUACAUAAUAUGUUCCUUGACUUAGCUAUUCUUGUGAAUGAUCAGGGCGAAAUGGUCGAUUGUAUCGAACAUAAUAUAUCUAAAGCAGUGGACUAUGUUCAAGAUGCAGCAGAAAAUGUAUACAUUACUGAACAAUAUCGUAGGAAAGUGCUCAAAAAAAAGCUGAUCCUUGUGAUAAUCUUAUCGUUUAUUAUAUUUUCUGUGGUGUUUUUUAUACUUAUUGGUUAUUUCAUUCGGAAAAAAACACGAAUUGGAUAA